This is a messenger RNA of Babesia microti strain RI, 459 nucleotides long. RefSeq names its product trafficking protein particle complex subunit 2-like protein, putative (TRAPPC2L). The coding region runs from base 1 to 459 and encodes 152 amino acids. Gene Ontology annotation, cellular component: TRAPP complex; nucleus; cytoplasm. The record is from RefSeq and is a predicted model, not a curated record. Gene Ontology annotation, biological process: endoplasmic reticulum to Golgi vesicle-mediated transport. The transcript has 4 exons. Lineage: Eukaryota; Apicomplexa; Aconoidasida; Piroplasmida; Babesiidae.
AUGGAUUAUGGUGGGCUAGCAUAUAUAUGUAUCCUGAAUAACAAGAACCAGCCAAUAUUUCUGAAAGGAUUUGGAGAGGCGAAUGCGUUGGACCUUCAAAUUUCUGCAAUGGCAUCAAUAGAUAUCAUCGAGGAGAUGUUACUUUCAAGGGCUGCUCUAAAUGAACAAAACGACAAUUCUAAUAUGGAUUCCGUAGAUUUUGACCCGUAUCUAGGGUUAAUUUGCCCAGCUCUUUCAAAUUUAGUGACACAUGAGGUGUACGCAUACGUUGGAGCAACAGGGUUUAAAAUUAUCGCCAUAAUACAAGAUACCCCAAAUACUAGAAAGGAAAACAUCCGUGAACUAUGUGAUUCAAUAUGUAAAUUGUACUGUAAGGCUAUUUGUAAUCCACUCAAGGAUUCCAAUAUCGAUACACCAAAAUUUAUAAACAAGAUUGAAGAAAUUGCCAAAAAUUUCUAG